CACAGAAGGCUGAAGGAAAGACCAAUUAUUGGCGGCACACCGUUGCUCAGUUUUUUUCAUUUCAGUUGAUGGCCGAAGAAUCUGAAGGCAGGGUUGAAGAAAUUGAUGGCUCUGAGAGCUACGCAAGCAUGAAGUCUACUUCUGCUACUAACAUCGUUGCUAUGGCUGCCGAAGAGUUUGAAAGCUCCACAACUACAUUAGCAGCGAAGUUGGGGCAGUAAUUAUAACUGGUGAUAGUGAGGUAGAGGGGGACGACGGCUGCGGUGACCCGGUGGACGGUGGCAAUAGCAUCACAGGCAAAGACUCCCAGGAUGAGAAUGCAGACGAUACUACAGAUGUUAGUAACGGCAAAGGUGAUGAUUGUGAUGGCAGUGGUGGAGGCGAUGAUGGACCCAGAUGUGUCGUCGCUCUAAAGGAAAAGGAAGAGAUUCAAGACCUGAAUAAUGAGCUGGAGACAUUUAUGGCAGAGGUCAAACAAAGAUUUUGUUCGUACAAAGAGGAUUUGAAGGCACUGGCUGAGGAGAAGAAGGACUACUAUGAGAAAUGGCAGUGUGUGGAGAAGGAGUUCAUCAGCCUCAAGGAGAGAUCCGAGAGGAGUGAGUUGGAGUAUGAGAGGGAGAUACAGAGGGUGACUCAGAGCAGGAACGGGUUUGAGGCCAAGUGGGAGAGUGCAAAGAAAACUAUAAAGGAAAGGGAACUUGAAAUUCAAAAGAGAAUGAGAGAGAGAAUGGACAUCAUUGACAGCGAGAGGAAACAGUGGGGAGACAUCAUUCAAAAACUAAAGAAAGAAAAGAUUCAAGCUGCAAUUACGAAAACAAGAAAGAAGUUGGAAGAGGUUGAAGUAGUAGAAGUACACGAGUUGACUGCUACUGAGGAAGAAGAAAAAUGCCAUGUCUGUUCACAAUGCAACAUUUUCCAGCAAGAGCGUGAUAAAAAAAUUGAGGAAUGUGAUAAAUCAAGGAUUGAGUAUGAGAAACUUAGACAAAAGUUUAUACAUACUGAGAAACGCCACGUGGAAGAGAAGAAGAAACUACAUGUUCGGGUGACUGAAAUUGAGGAAUCUUAUAUUCGUUCAACAGUCAGUGGUGGUCCAGUUGUUUUCUCUGGAAUCAACCUGACGGCUGACAUUGAGAAGUAUCGUAAACUGAUUGACGAUACUAAAAGUUAUGCUGAGUGAAGAAAGCUGAAAUGUUGACCGUAUUCUUAUGUAAUCAACAACAGAAAACAAUUUUUGUUAGAAGUGUUUGUUUGCUGCUCAUCACCUAUUCUGUUUUGUGAAAUGACUUGGCAAUGUAACUUUCACUGAAAAUGCAUAAAACUAUCAUAGAUUAUGACCUUGCUCACAAGAGCAGUUUCCAUGCGUCACCCCAC
This is a messenger RNA of Geodia barretti, 1371 nucleotides long. The record is from the annotation of a GenBank genome assembly. NCBI's taxonomy places the organism in Eukaryota, Metazoa, Porifera, Demospongiae, Tetractinellida, Geodiidae.